Molecule: messenger RNA, 2619 nt
Organism: Siniperca chuatsi (mandarin fish)
Lineage: Eukaryota; Metazoa; Chordata; Actinopteri; Centrarchiformes; Sinipercidae
Exons: 8
Coding region: 826-2220 (464 amino acids)
Source: RefSeq, a predicted model, not a curated record
UCUGAAGGCCUGUCUGGAGUAGGUAGAGUGGGAUUCAAAUCUGAAGUUUCAUUCAGUAGAACAUCCUGUGCUUCCAGGUUCGGAGGCGACCGCAAAACAGCAUUACUGCUUAAGCCAGAAAAAACAGUUUCACCAGUGUCAAACGCAUCAAAAUCACCAAAAUGUUCAACAGGAACAAGAAGAGAGGGCUGAAGAUCCACACUGUUCUCCAAUGUCGUUUCAUUAUCCGGAGUGUCACUUGAGUUCUGAGAAUCCUGAGCCACCAGCGUUGGCCUGUAUGUCCACAGGUUGUUGCUGUCCGUUCUUCUCGGUUCACCGGACGCCUCGUGUAGUGCUGACCUCUCUCUCCGAUGUGAUCUGCUGCUACUCACGCCGUCUAGAUACUGUGAGUGUGUUCGUCUGAUGUGAUACCAGAAAGAGUUGUAGACUCGGUACUCUUUAGUGCAUCCAUCUAUUCCACAAACCAGGCGGAAAUCUGGACUACGGCUAUGUGCAAAAUUGAUGUGACUCAAUAAAGAUUUAAGAGUAAGAGCCACAAACACAUAACAAAUGACGCAGCGCCAAAUCAUUUUCAAAUUUCGUAGCUACCUCAAAUAAAACAGAAGAAAUGUUGAGUUUAAAAUUGAUGUCAAAUGUUUCUUUCAGCUGCAACUAAUUAACUUAGUUAACACCGGAAUAACUACUAUACAACACAGGAAAUAAGAAAAACACGCAAUAGUGCAUUGAUCCUGUGACGUUACGUUUUGUAAUACGCAUGCGCAAUCAACGCGCCGCCAAAGCGCAGCAAGGAAACGGAAGGCCACUUCCUCCCGCCACUUUGUCAGUAUGGACGGACUUGAUGAAGUUGCGAUUUCUACCCUAAAAGCUGCUAACAUUGGGGAAGACAUUUUACCAACUCUCUCACGGGAUGAUAUCCGAGAUCUCUUUCCUGGUCCUGAGCACUUCCUGCGGCGCAAAGCCAUUUGGCUCAUUACUCAUAAGGAAGAACGGGGGCACACCACCAUUCCUGUUGAAGGUUCAUCAGCUGAUGAUGAACAUGAUGGAGGUCCAAAAAGAGACGACCCCAGCACUUCAAAGUUUUUAAAGUUGCCCAGCCCAGAAUAUGUCCUCUUCACUGAUAGUGAACUACAACACGUGAGACGUACAUAUUUCGAGCAGAAGCAUCUUGGAAAAGAGGGUGAAGUCACCUUAUCAAAAGAGCUCUUUUGCCGACUCAUCCGAAAUACAAUGACAAAUAUGAUAUCUAUUGCAAGAGCCUCUUCAGAUGACUACAAAUAUCCCACUAAACAUGAAGUUAUCGCCAUGGCAAAGCGGUUAGUGGAAUACUACCCUAUGAUAGAUAAGUCAACUGGAUCGAGUCAUGAGUGGGACACUGUUGCCAAAAAGCUAUUGAAGAGACUUUCGAAUAUCCGAAGUCCUGCGAAGGCCAAACACCCUCCAUCCAAGAGAGCACGUCUGGAUGAAGUACCGUCUGCUGCAGCGGGAAGCGACUAUGAUGCUGAUUCCAGUGCGUCAACAGUUCAUCUAUCACAACCUUCAAGAUCAAGCACCCCACGACAAGAAAAUGACAGCAUUGAUGAAGCAUCCGAUGGUCCAGACAACAGCCUUGACAGCCAGAAAACACAGGCACGACAUUACAGGACUCUACAAGAAAUGUACAAAGCAAAGAAGCCAACCAAAGCUGCUGUAACUCAUCUAUUAGACCUGGAGUUCCAGUCCAGAAGAAAUUUCAUUGAAACUGAAGUUUUGAAGGAGCAAGACAGACCCACAAAAAUUUUACAGGCAUACCCGUGCUUCAAAGAUCUGGACCAUGCAAUGGAUGAACUGCGGAGAAUCAUUGAGCCUAACAAUUGCCGAUACAUUUCUGAGGUGAAAGGCAGGUGGGAGACCUUCUACUCCAAAGUUCAGUUUUAUGGCGUCAUGAAGAAAGUCAUGAAGCCUCCAAGGACACUGAAUGGAGUAGUUGAACAUGCCAUUGCUGUGUUUGCCGCCCUGCCACUGCUCCCAUCUGGCUCUGCAGCACCCAAGAAACUGGUCCCAAUCAGUGAGGCUCUUUUCCAUGUUCUUACGCCCUCGGAGGAUCCUGAUACCUACAUCCACCGGCGUGUGCUUUCUAGUCCUGUCCUGCUGGUUGGUGAGGAGAACUGCAUGGUGGUUGUAGGUACAACUCCAGUUGUAACUUUUGAGAAAGAUUUGCUCCACGAGGGGCAUUUCACCUGACAUAUCCCAAGUGUAUUGCCACACUCUUGUCUGUUUUACAAACACAAGUACUUGGAGAUGUCAUCCAUGAACAGGAUGCAACCUCCUCGUACAAGAAGGCCAUUCAUGAAUGGAAAAUGUUUGUUGCGUAAUUACUGUUUCAAAGAUGUAUGGCUGAGGCAGUGAUGGCUGCAGUUUUUUCUACCCCAUUUCUUUUGCACUUGAUUUGUGCUAUUUUUGAGUUUUCCUAAUUUUCAGUAGUGUUUCUUCAAUCUGCCAUGCAUUAAUGCAAUACAUUCAUUGAGAAAUUGCUGUUUGAAGCUUACAUGACUGCUGUUUAAGGUUAGUGUAUGCACCUGACAGAGUGAGGCAUAGCUCUUUGUGCUGAACAUUUGCUGUUGAUAUGCCAGUUGUUGUUAA